Topomyia yanbarensis is the source of this 5588-nucleotide messenger RNA. RefSeq names its product neither inactivation nor afterpotential protein C (gene ninaC). NCBI's taxonomy places the organism in Eukaryota, Metazoa, Arthropoda, Insecta, Diptera, Culicidae. The record is from RefSeq and is a predicted model, not a curated record. Gene Ontology annotation, cellular component: myosin complex. The transcript is spliced from 14 exons. Gene Ontology annotation, molecular function: protein tyrosine kinase activity; cytoskeletal motor activity; protein binding. The coding region runs from base 824 to 5491 and encodes 1555 amino acids. Gene Ontology annotation, biological process: protein phosphorylation.
UUUCAGUUGCGGUUGUCUCGUGGAACGGUCCGGUUGCAGUAAAUUAAGUUAAGUAGCAGUGAAACAAAGAAAAGUGAAUGUUAAAAGCCCAAAUUGGCACUUUUAGUGAAUUUUUUUCGAAGAAAUGUAUACUUUGAAUGAUUGAAAUUGUUGGAAAACAUUCUCAUGUACCCUAGUAAACUGUUAUACGAAUGGUUGCCUAGCGCGAAGAAAAGCAAUGUUAAUAACAUAAACUUCUAAAAACUUUUCAUAUAAUUUAAUUAAUGUGUGCUAAAUCUACCAAAAACUAGUGAUAUCUGAAUUUUCUUCAAGGAGAAACCCAUUUCCUUAUAAAACGCGAAGAAAUAUUUUAAAAUUUACUCCGUCGGAAAACUCGUCAAGCGCUACAUCGGACAAGCAAAAAUCAAUAACAUUAAUAGGAUUUACACCUGUGCAGUCAUUGAAAUCCAAUCAAAUGCGAUCGAUAAAUAGUGGUUUCACGAACGUUGUAAUCUUGUCUAGUAGUCUGAACGGACCAGGAAGUGUAUGCAUGUAUGCGGGAGACGCCGCACGUUCCGAAGUCCAUAUAUGAGGAAAGCACAAUAAGUGGGUCGGCUGACCUAUGUUGUAACAAUAGUGAAUGUUCGUAAUGCGCGUUACACGUCACCGUGGUAGUGCUCCUGUGGAUUACAGUUGUUAGGAUAACAUCUGAUUGGAACUUGAAUGCAGAUUUCGAGAAAAUAGAAAUAAGCAAAGCUACCUACACUGCACUUAACUCGUCAAGCUUGGCCAAUUAUUUGCUGCAUGGAGCAACUCUCUUGGUGCGACAGCUCUGCCAAUUAAGAUGCCCCACUUGAAAAUUGACACUCUUCCCGAUCCGGGAAAUCGGUACCGGAUCGGUGAAGUUAUUGGGAGUGGAGUUUGCGGAAAGGUGUACAAGGCCGUCGACACAAAUGCGAGUAAUAAGAUUGUGGCCGUCAAGAUACAGCGGUACGAGGGAGAGAUGAAAACAGCCAUCCAGGAAGAGUACCGAGUUCUGCGAGACUAUUCAAAAUAUGGAAAUCUUCUGGACUUUUAUGGAGUUUACCGGAAGAAGAUUCCUGGCGAAGUAGAUGAGAUUUGGUUCAUCCUGGAGUACUGUGAGCACGGUCCAGUUGUGGAUGUGAUUAAUAAGAUUCACUCAACAAAUCGGCGCAUCAACGAGGAUCAGCUUGCAUAUAUAAUUCGUGAAACGGCGAAAGCGUUGGUUUAUCUACACGAGCAUCAUGUCAUUCAUCGAGAUGUUCGUGGUCAUAACAUCCUGUUGAACAAGGAGGGUGAGGUGAAGCUCUGUGACUUUGGAAUCGCUCGGGAUGUUAAGUCAACGCUGGGAAAACGAGGAACCUGUAUCGGAUCGCCCUGCUGGAUGGCCCCGGAAAUAAUUACCAGUUCCAAGAAUGAUGACGAAGUCUAUGAUACCAGAUCCGAUGUGUGGGCACUUGGAAUCACUGCAAUUGAGCUGGGCGACGGAAAACCCCCGUUUGCAGAUAUGCAUCCGACGAGGACAAUGUUUCAAAUAGUGCGCAAUCCACCACCGACGUUAUAUCGACCGGCUAAUUGGACUCAGAACUUUAAUGACUUCAUUGCUGAAUGUUUGGAGAAAAACGCCGACCAUCGUCCGUUCAUGAUGGAGAUGAUUGAGCAUCCGUUUCUAACUGGGCUACCGGAAAAUGAUUACCACAUAAGUCAAGAACUGAAGAUGCUUGCCGAGUCAGUCGCAAAUGUAAAACUUCCUGAGAAAGACGAUGUGAAAGUAGUUAAAGGGGCUCUUCAAAAACCCGAGAACAAAAUCGAAAAGAUGUACGUCGAAGAUUUGGCUGCCCUGGAAAGUCUCACUGAAGACGCGAUUCUCGAUGAGUUGACCCACCGUUAUAAGAAGGGAACCAACUAUACGUUUGUAGGUGAUGUGCUGAUCUCGAUGAACACGAACGAACCAAUGCCGGAGUAUGAUCGAGCGUUCCACACCAAGUACCUAUUCAAGUCUCGCUCGGACAACGCUCCGCACAUAUUCGCCAUCGUGGACAGUGCCUACCAGGACAUGUUGCACCACGAGGAACCUCAGCACAUCAUCAUGUCCGGUGAAAGCUACUCGGGGAAAACCACUAACGUAAAAUUGAGCAUGAAACACCUCGCCGUACUGGGGGAAGGUAACCCCGGGGUAUACAACCGAAUCGAAUCCGGAUACAAAGUUAUUUCAGCCAUGAUCAACGCUGGUAGUCCACUGAAUCCGGAUUCAACUAGAAGCAUCGUGCAGGUUCAGAUGACGUUCGGUACAACCGGGAAACUAUCCGGCGCUAUAUUUGUAGUUUAUCUGUUAGAAAAGCUUCGCAUUUCCUCGACCAACAUGAACCUAUCAAAUUUUCAUAUCUUCUACUACUUCUACGACGCGAUGGAAGCAGGCGGGCGAUUGGGUCAGUUUUCGCUGAAAAGGGGAAGACACUACCGUUACCUGCGCAUUCCGGAGUCGAGCAAUGGAUCGAAGCUUAAGUACUGCCGUGAUAAUGUGAAAGACAACAUUCAGGCGUUUAAAGAUUUCGAACAGUUGUUGAUUUCGCUCGAGUUUUCGCCAGAAUCGCUCGAAAUCAUGUACCGAACACUGGCAGCUAUUCUACUCCUGGGAGAGGUUCGGUUUCGGGAUAAAGGAAAUGUUACCGAGCUGGAGAACUUCGAUAUGCCCGGCAAAGUUGCUGCUUUGCUGAAGUUGGACGAGAAGAAGUUUCAGUGGGCACUGUUGAAUUAUUGUGUCAUUAUCAAGGGAGCCGCCCAGAAAAGGCGUCAAACUCCGGAUGAGGCCAGAGAUGCUAGGGAUGUGCUGGCUGCCACCAUCUACAAUCGGCUGGUCGAUUGGUUGAUUAACACUGUCAAUCAGAAGCUGUCGUUUGGAAGGGCGAUUUAUGGCGACCAACACUCAACAACCAUCACGGACCACUUCGGCUUCGAGUGCCUCCUUCGAAACCACCUCGAUCAACUAGUUGUGAAUUCAUUAAACGAACAAAUGCAGUAUCUCUACAACCAACGCAUCUUCGUCUACGAAAUGAUUGAACAGGAAGAGGAGCAAGUUCCGGUAGUGCAGCUACACUUCUACGACAAUAAACUGGCCGUCGAUCAUCUGCUGAGCAAACCCAGUGGCCUUUUCUGCUUCAUAGACGACGCGAGCCGCGGUCGACACAGUCAAAGCUUUGUCAUCGAAUCAAUCAACAAUAAUAAUAGCCCAUUCAUAAAGCGUGCUAGCGGUCACGAGUUUACGGUAGCUCACUACACUGGCCGGAUCACGUAUGACGCCAGAGAUGUUGCUGACAAAAAUCGGGAUUUUAUUCCACCGGAAAUGAUCGAAACGUUGAGAGAUUCGCGCGAACCCAUGAUUAAGAUGAUGUUCUCGAACCAGUUGACUAAAACCGGUAAUUUGACCAUGGCUUGUGAAGAAGCUUCCGGGGUCAAGAAGGUUGAACCGAGCAAAAAGAAACGGUGGGGAGCUGCAUUGGUAGCAGAGAAAGGCAAAUCUAAGAAGAUGAUGAAUACCUUGUCGAAGGGUAUGUAUUCGCAGAUACACAAGAUGCGUACUAUUGCUAACGUGUUUCGAGCCACUAGCCUUGAGUUGAUCCGGACUCUAGCCGUUGGACCAAACAGUGGAGGUACCCACUUUGUUCGCUGCAUUCGAUCAGAUCUAGAGUAUCAGCCAAACGGCUUGAAUAAAGAGAUGGUACGCCAACAAAUUCGAGCGAUGUCGAUCCUCGAUACGGCAAGAGCACGACAGAAAGGAUUCUCUCAUCGGAUUCCUUUUCAAGAGUUUAUGAGAAGAUAUCAAUUUCUUGCGUUCGAGUUUGAUGAAAAUGUUGAACUUACAAGAGAUAACUGUCGACUGUUGCUGGUUCGACUGAAGCUAGAAGGAUGGGUCAUCGGGAGAACCAAGGUGUUUCUGAAGUAUUACAAUGUGGAAUACUUGUCGCGAUUGUAUGAAACGCAGGUCAAGAAAAUCAUCAAGGUACAAGCGAUGAUGCGGGCGUUCCUUGCCAAACGAAACAUUGCAUCCAAGUUGAAGGGUCUUCAUCGAGAGUCUGUACGCAAGCUACAAACCGCUAAGAACCCUGACCAAGCUGCCACCAAAAUUCAGACGGCAUUCCGCGGACACUUAGCUCGUAGAAAAUACGGCCCUUUAAUUAACGAACGAACCGGCAGCCUCGAUGGGGAAACAGCCAAGUUUCUAAAAUCGUACGUUUAUCGUUGGCGAAAAAAAUCAAUGUACCAAGUUCUACUGCUAUACCGUGCGGCCCGGUAUCAAGACCUAGUCAACUUUUCACAACAGGUUCACAUAUUUAAUCAACGCUUCAUGGCAGGAACAGCAACCUGUAGCAACUGCAUUAUGAUGGAUAGAAUUGAUGGGAACCAACGGAAACGAGCCCUGCUGGGACCACAACGUCCUUCGGUUUGGAAAUUGCCUUUCAGGAUGGACGAUAUUCCGUUCUUCGAUACAACGUACAUGUGUGAUCCUACGGUAGGGUCCAGCUUGUACACCGGUAACACUUCGGACUCGGAAGAUUGGGAUGCUCCCUUGAGAAGGCGAAAAAAUCUAUCCUCGGAGAUUACACGGUCUACACAGCGGGGUGCUCCGAGACAAUCCAUGGAACACUCUUUGGCCAAUGAACCAUUCCAUCGAGAUGCUACUUUACCAAUCAAAAGAAUUUCGCCCGGUCAUAACAGCGACUUUCAAGUACGGAGAAUAUCUCCCGGUCAUAACGACGACUAUCAACCACGGAGGUUCGCAACUCCAUCGCCCACCAACAUGUCUUCAAUCUAUUCGCCGGUACCGUAUGGUCGACAGAGUAGCAACGGUGCACGAAAUCAGUUCAGUUCUCCAGGUUCGUAUGGUUCCAUUUCGAAAACAGGAGCCUACAAGAAGCGACCAGCACCGGUGAUCCCGUCUAUGUUAUCGUCCUCAGCGAAUGACGGAGAAAAAACCUACAAGAAACGUCCAGCUCCGCAGCCGGUAAAAUCAUGGGAACCGAGACAGAAUUCCGACUACAACUACGAAAGCAAAAUUAAUCCCAUCCGAGAGUUAGAAUCACUCGGACGUAAGAACAAUUCGGAUGAGCGAGACAACUCCGAUGACGAUCCGCCGUUCAACUUUCAGAGCAUGUUACGUAAGACGAACUAUAACAGGGCUUCGAUGAAACGCGCAAGCUACGAUAACCGUAUGUCCUUGUCCAACAUUGAUUUCGACGAUGGUAACAACAACUUCGGAAAGGACCGCAUGGAUGGGAACGUUAUCUAUCAGAGCAGAGUGAACGAAAAACGUUCAAUAUCGACUCCGAGCUUAGCGCACGAGAGCAGAGCUAGCACGUCUAUGCUUGACGAUCCCCAGCCUGGACCUUCGCGUAGCCGUUCGUCGACAUCCUUCGAUGAGAACAAGAACAACUACAUACAGGAGGAGAUUCUUCCGGGAGUCAUCGUGGAGGGGUACACCGCUGAAUUUUGAGGGAUUUCGAGGGUGAAGCUAGAAGCAUUUUUGAUUGAGACUUAUCUGUAGUUUGUAAUUGUUUCGCAAGAUUAAAGCUCCUGUUUGUUUCGCCAAA